Sander lucioperca (pikeperch) is the source of this 729-nucleotide messenger RNA. RefSeq names its product macrophage mannose receptor 1-like. The transcript is spliced from 5 exons. NCBI's taxonomy places the organism in Eukaryota, Metazoa, Chordata, Actinopteri, Perciformes, Percidae. The record is from RefSeq and is a predicted model, not a curated record. Bases 100 to 729 code for a protein of 209 amino acids.
AGAGUGUCUGAAGAGGAUCAAUAAGGUGUUGAGAGCAGUCUCCGUCGGCACAGAAAGGGAGAAACAUCAGAGCAGAGGGAAGCUGUGGACAUUCACAAGAUGGUGAAGAUGCAGUGGAGUCUGUUGGUGUUGAUUGUGAUGGGUCAGUGUUCCUCCAUUGGGGGUCAGCUGUGUGACUACCACUUCAUUGGAGAGAAUAUGACCUGGAAAGAAGCCCAGGAUUAUUGCAAAAAGAACCACACUGACCUGGCCACAGUGUCUAACCAGACAGACAUGAAGAGACUCCUUGACUCCAUGACUGAACAGUAUCAAGACGGAGCCUGGAUUGGGCUGCAGCGAGACUGGCGCUGGUCUCAGUCAGGGGUGGAGUUCAACGACAGUAAGCGUGAAUGGUCUCCAGGACAGCCGGAUAAUAAAGACAAUCCUGAGUACUGUGUGAGGAUGAAUGUUGGCAAUUGGGAUGACAUCUCUUGUUCUACACCAUAUCCUUUUAUCUGCUAUGAUGAACACAACAAGACCGGCAAAACAUUUUAUAUCAGUGACGAUAACAAUAUGAAGAACUGGACAGAGGCUCAGAGAUACUGCAGAGAUAAUCACACUGACCUGAUCAGUGGAGUCAAACAGCUGGAAGACUUCAAGAAACAGCACCCGAAUUAUGCAACGUGCCCGAAUCCUGGGAUAAUGCUGAACCUAAGGAUAAACAAGACCCUAAGAAGCUAUGUGCUAUGA